Messenger RNA from Eurypyga helias (sunbittern), 2103 nucleotides. It is a transcript of the gene CCDC62, whose product is annotated as coiled-coil domain containing 62. The record is from RefSeq and is a predicted model, not a curated record. NCBI's taxonomy places the organism in Eukaryota, Metazoa, Chordata, Aves, Eurypygiformes, Eurypygidae.
AUGAGUUCAUCACUGCUGCCGCCUGCUUCGCCCCAGAAGCUUAGCCCGGGCCUUGAGCACAGCACCAUUCAGAUACAGAGGCAGGAGCUCCAGCUUCUCAUUGCAGAACUGAAGGAUCGCAAUAGGGAGCUCAACGAUGUGGUGGCUGUGCAUCGGAGACAGCUUCUGGCCUGGGAGGAUGAUCGUCAGAAAAUACUGACUUUAACGGAUCAGUGCAACUUACUGACCGAUGAGCUGAACAAGAGAAACGAAAUUAUAAAGUCACUGACCAAAAGGUUGACAUUCUUAGAAUCUCAGCAGAAGGACAAGAAGACAACGUUUGAAAAUACACAACAGACGUUUAAAGAGCUGUCUCAAAAAGUAACAGAUGCAACCGCUCACUGUCAGGCUCUGGAGGAGAAAAACCAGAGUCUCCACUGCUCAGUUUUGGAACUGUCUGCUAAAACAGGCCAGCUGCAAGGGAGGGAGCAGGAGCUUCUUACUCUGCUUAAGCUGAAGGAUGAGGUUAUACUUGAAACAACUGAUCACAUUACUGAGUUUACAUCUAAAUUUAAAAUGCUGGAAGGUGCAUUGCGUGCAGCAAAGACGGAGGAAUUCAGUCUCAACAAAGAAAGGCAAGACCUCAAACUGAGACUGAAAGAACUAACCCUUGAAAGAAAGAAGCUGAAAGAUGACCUCUGUGUAAAGAUGAAAGAAAAUAAUAAACAGCAGGAAGAAAUCAUGCACCUCCAACAAGAAAAGAGCUGCUUGAAGAAUGAGCUCGCACUUCUGGUUGAGAAAGCCAAGAGGAAGGACCAACUUCUGCAGCUUGCCAAGUCCAAACAAGCGCGGACUGACACAGAACUGUCAAGUUUGCGACAGAUCUACAUGAAACAGCAGCGUGACUUGCAAUUUCUUCAUGUCCAUUUGCAGAGCUCUCAGGAAUUAAGGCAAAAGCAUGAUAAGGCGGCACAUGAAAGGAGCCUAGGUUUGACAUCCUCUGCCCCUGAACGUAACAGCGAGACAGACGCGGUUAGGACUGAGGGUACCCAUGGGAUAUGCGAGUGUGGCACUGGAGAAGUUUCAAAAAGCAGGGUAAAACCCACCUCCGAGGCGAGUGAAGUAGGUAAUGGACUGUUACUGAAUGCGUCAGACUUGGAGGAAACUACCUCAGCGUGCUUAAACUGGUGUCAGAAAGUUGUGAAAGAUUUGGCUGUCUUUACGGAAGAAGAAAGGCAGGAUGUUGCCUCAAGCCCUGAUGAGCUAGGCAGCAAAGUAUUUUAUGAGGCAAACAACACAAGGCCAUUGAGAAACAGGGACGUUUCUUCUGAAAACGGAGCGGGAAGCAGAGACCAACAAACCUUUGAGUCAGCUUUACCUGAAUCCGAGCGCUGGUGUAACGUCAGUUCUCGCGUAGAUUCGCAAAGCCCUUUGAUCCAGGUCCCCACCACUGACAGAACUGAGACUGAACAUAAAACCUGGGAAGAGAGAACUGGAACUCUGUAUGGCCAAAAAAGCGGAGAGACUCCUGCUGCAGUUCAUGAGUGUGAAUCUGAUUCCUGUAGUGGUAACUUUGUUGUAAAAAAAGAUACACAGUGGAAGCCAGUAUCGGAUCCGGAAUGGGUGAAGAUUUUCAAACCCCUAAAAGGAGAUGGAAGUACAUGGCAUGGCAAAGCGUGCAGCUGUCUCUAGACUGCACAAGAGAUAAGUGGGCCAGCUCAGGAAGGCGAAGAAAAUGUGGAUCUGAAUUCUUUUCACCUGGAUUCUCCCUGUUUGGCAUCCACCCAGAAAGGAGACAAGCCUCAAAGAUGUGAGAAAUUCUCUGAUGAAGACUUCCCCCUGGAGAUCAACAACCUUUCAGUGACUCAGCCAACAAAUAGAAGCUGCAGCUCUACCCUGGACCGAGACACCAGUUCCCCCCUAAGUAAGCUGCAGCAUGCGUUGGCCGAGUCUCGACAGAUGGUUGCUGAUCUGGAGCUUAGCGCUCUCCUCCACGCCAGCCCUCGCUGCAGCCCAACCAGCAGCACCGUGAAGACGACAACAGACCUUGCAGAAGCUCUUCACAGAACCCAGCUCUCUGCGGCAGAAGGAAGAGAUGCUGAGCUCCCGUUCUUCUCUCUGUGA